AUGAAGGUCUUUGCUCUCGCAGCCUCUGCCAUCGGCCUGGCCUCUGUCGCCAGCGCCUUCCCCAUCACGGGCAGCACCGUCAACUGCCGCGCCGGCCCCGACACCAGCUCGGCCGUCAAGAAGACGUACACCAAGGGCACCGACGUCAAGAUCGUGUGCCAGACCGAGGGCCCGACCAUCGAGGGCAACUCCAUCUGGGACAAGACCAGCGACGGCUGCUACGUCGCCGACUUCUACGUCAAGACGGGCAAGAACGGCUACGUCACCGACAAGUGCCCCGGCACCAAGCCGCCCGGCGGCGGCGACGGCGGCGGCGGCAGCAUCCCCGGCCCCGUCAAGAACGACUACCCGUACAACGGCCGCUGCUCCGGCAUCGACCCCUGGAAGUACUACAAAUGCCAGUGCACCAGCUUCGUCGCCUGGCGCAUCAACAAGCGCCUCGGCAUCAAGUUCCACAACUACUUCAAGGGCCCUAACUGGGGUGACGCCAAGACCUGGGACGAGGCCGCCCGCAAGACCGGCUACAAGGUCGACAACAACCCCAAGCCCGGCAGCAUCGCCCAGCACAGCCGCAACAAGUGGGGGCACGUCGCCUGGGUCACCAAGGUGAACGGCAACCAGGUCACCAUCGAGGAGUACAACCACGUCCGCCCCGAUACCUACAGCGUCCGCACCGUCAACAAGUCCGAGUUUGUCUACAUCCACCUCAAGGCGGGCCACUAA
Messenger RNA from Purpureocillium lilacinum, 723 nucleotides. RefSeq lists its product as uncharacterized. NCBI's taxonomy places the organism in Eukaryota, Fungi, Ascomycota, Sordariomycetes, Hypocreales, Ophiocordycipitaceae. The record is from RefSeq and is a predicted model, not a curated record.